AUGUCCACCUCUGCUGCCAUGUUCAACCACGUUUCGCCACACGUCCACGUAGCCAUCGUGAGCAAACCGAGACUCCCAGGCUUAACAGCUUUGGCUCUCGCAGCACAGAACCUUGAAGUAGAGUUCGUCGCCCAUUCUAUGAUUCAGCCACUCACCCUGUCUUUUCCCGCGCUUCUCGUCCACAAGGCGAGCGCCUGUUUAUCCCCAAGGUUUCUCAAAUCGCCUGCUCCACUGUGCGGUGAGGAGCCGUUGUCGUCUCUCCUCGCCUGUCCCCUGCAGGUCACCGGUACCUGCUGCCAUCGCUGCUCCCCUUCCCACCCCCAGCGGCCCACCCUAGCGCGGCAGCCGGAGAUUCACCUCGUCCGCGCCAACCAGAGGGCGCGGAGGAAGGCCAUUGCGUCCCAAUCGGGCCUAGCCUUCUGUGCCUGGGCGCCGCGCCGCCAGUCGCUGGCAGGUCCUGCGCUGCGCUGCGAGGCUGCUGGGCGAGGUUCCCAGUACCGCGGAGUGACCCCCGUCGCUCAAGCGGCUCCCAGUGCGAGCUGGCGGUUGGGCCGGGGCCAAGGCUGA
Messenger RNA from Trichoderma citrinoviride, 567 nucleotides. RefSeq lists its product as hypothetical. The record is from RefSeq and is a predicted model, not a curated record. Bases 1 to 567 code for a protein of 188 amino acids. The transcript has a single exon. NCBI's taxonomy places the organism in Eukaryota, Fungi, Ascomycota, Sordariomycetes, Hypocreales, Hypocreaceae.